This is a messenger RNA of Sphenostylis stenocarpa, 492 nucleotides long. NCBI's taxonomy places the organism in Eukaryota, Viridiplantae, Streptophyta, Magnoliopsida, Fabales, Fabaceae. The record is from the annotation of a GenBank genome assembly.
AUGGUGUUAGGGUUAGAGAUAGGGUUGAGAUUGAGAGAGAGUCUGCAAAGUAAAUUGUUAGACGAAAAACAACUCGGGGAAAAGAAACUGAGAGAGCGAAACCUCCACGGGAUGAGCGAGUCACAAGUUGCUUAUGUGUUUCAAGGCUCUCUUACUACCAAAUAUCGCCUUGUCAUUGCUGAGGCUGCAAAAGGAAACCGGAACACGAAACCUAAUAGUGUGAUUUGUGCUGACUGUGAUGGAAAUGGAGCUGUUCUAUGCUCUCAGUGUAAAGGCAGUGGGGUGAACUCCGUUGAUUUUUUCAAUGGACAGUUUAAAGCUGGUGACUCGUGUUGGCUUUGCGGAGGAAGGAAGGAGAUGCUAUGUGGGAAUUGCAAUGGAGCAGGCUUUGUUGGUGGACAAGAGCAGGUCACGCCACUCUGGCAGGGUCUACUCGAUCUGCCUCUUGAGGAUCUUCUAGAACUUCAUGGCAGCAACACUGCUAAUGAUUGA